AUGGAGCCGAUCGGGGAAGAAGGAGCUUUGAGUAAAGAUGGACAGAUGUUGAGGCAGAACAAGAGGCGAAGAACUCGAGAUGGUUUCCAAGCACUGGACCGGUGGAAAGCUAAGGUUCAUCCGGAGAAUUGGAAAAUUUUCAAUUACUUCGUGGAGGCGCGGAGAAAAGCAACGACUGCGCGCCAGUUCGAAACAUACUCUCGGGUUCUUCGGGCUCUCCAGUCCUACCCACUUCCUUUGUCGACCCAGCAGGAGGCCGAGCAACUCGACGGCGUUGGUGACUACCUCUCAAGCUUCUUCGGCCGCAUUCUCCUCAACCAGACUGCCGCCACACCUGGUCACGCCUGCCUCCCAGGAGCCAAUGACAAGGCCGACAAAACGCCGGCUGCUUUUCCUCUGCAUUCGCCAGCCCCAAGCAUCUGCACAUCAGGAGACAGAAUCGAGGGCGGAGCUGGACACGUUCUGGUUUCGGGCCUGUCCUGCGAAACUGGUAACGACUCCGAGGAAGGUUCUCCACUCAGUUCACUCAAGAUUUCGACGGCCGUUCAGGUUUAUAUAGAGGGCCAACGCAGCGCAGCCGAGCGCCUCGCUGCGGUGCUCCUGAAUAGGCAUACUGGCUUGAAGUUUCGCCAGCUGCCUGGGGCGGAAGGCACCGAAAAGAGCCAUAACAGAGGAAGCGUAGGAGAUGCAUGCGCGGUUCUAGACAUUUCCAACGGCCGCGGGAACGUGCUGGGACGAAAGAACCGUGUCCGAGUUCCAGAGAGAGCCGGCGCCGUUGAGUCAGUGAACGUCGCGAGAGAUGGGGAGUCUUCGCGGCUCGAAAACGGACGAGAAACCUCGGAGAAGGAAUCCACAUGGGCGGGCGUUUCCGACAGUCGCUGCCCGGCGGACAUUUCAGACUCUCAAGCACGAAACGACGACGAGAUUAACUUUUCAAAGGGGAAGGGAGGCGAGUCGCGAAAAAGUGGUUUCCGAAAGUGUGCGAGUGCCUGGACCGCACUGGUGUGUCUGUACAGACUGAAGGCCUUUGAUCAGAAAGGCGUCAGUCGAACGCAAAUACAAAAGGAGCAGGAAGAGCUCUCCAAGAUCUAUCCGUGCAGAGUUGUCUCAGGAAGCGUUUUGGAGACAUUGCGGCUUGAAAAGCUUGUGGGCGUUAGCCAGCCUUCGGCUGCCGCCGUUAGGGCGGCCUCCGUGGCUCUGGACGAGCAGCUGGACUCUGCUGCUAACGCCUCUCCUUUCCUGAUUUCCAGUGCGCAUCAACUGUCCUCCAGUACUGCGAAGGAAGCGGUUAAGGAGGAACUUUUUGAUGGCCGUCUUCGGCCAGCACACGCCUUGAACGACAGACCCGCUGAGGAGGAGACAACAGCGAGGAGGCGGUGUGUGAUUCUGCGGAGAGGUGAGGACAGAAAUGGCGAUGGCACAGAGGUCCGUGCGGUGGGCGCUGUCGCCUCUCUUGACCAGGAAGCCCCACGUUGCCAGACAGAGAAUGACAGAGAAGCCGCGAAACGCCGCCUGCUGAAGAAGUGUUGUCACGAUCACCUCGAGCGACUUUUCCUCACCGAAGAGGGGAAAGCAGUCGCAGAGCGUUUGGUGGACGAAAGUCCGGGAAUACGGACUUCGUCCGCUCACGCCCCAGCGUCUUGCCUGGGCGUGGAGGCACUGCAUCGCGUAGAGAAAGACCAGUUUCUUCAUUGCCCUUCCGAUGCACACGCGAAUCCGCGCAGGUUGGACGCAGCCGAAGGAAGAGGAACCCGCGGAGAAGUGGGGAAGGCAGAUGUCCGGAAGUCCUUUGAAGAGCCAGUGAAACGUAGAUGCUUCGGAGCGGAAGAGGCUUGUGGUAUCUCUGUGGAAAGUUCGAGCUUUGAGUCGGAUGGAAGUUCCAAGUCCCAUGACGAAAGGGAUGCCAGGGCUGACCCUUGCCACGUUGCCUCUCUUUCCGUCAAUCGAAGAUCGAAAGCCGCACAGGAAAUCAAAGAAGGAGCCUCGGUACCUUCAGAAACCAAGUUCGGCGAUCACCAGCCGGGAAAAGGUGCGGGGUGGCAACUCAGUGACGAGGACCUUUCCUCAGAGAGCAGCAGUACAGACACUGCAACUGCAAGCCUCACCAGCAAAGGAGAGCGGCAACGGCUUUGCGGAUCAUUCAAGAAAGAUGAACCACAUGUGGUGUCGGACGAGGAGGAUGGAGAAGCGCCAAAGAAGUUUGGCGGGGAGUUCGAGCGGCGCGGGGAAAGCUGGAGUCAUCGCUUCGGCAUUCCAAGCACAUUUAAUUGCUCAACACCGGAACGUCGACGCCCAGAGGACGGGCGGGAGCCCCUUUCAACGACAGACUCGCCGUCACCAGUAAAUGUGCCCGGGGAAUUCCGUGCUGGCACUGAAGAGGCAAAGGGGGCAUGCAGAAGAGACAACGGGCCCCGGGAGUGGCGCCACGUAGGCCAUGCCUUUCAAGUUUGUUUGGUUCUUGACAAUCGCGAACGCGUCGAACACGGCGUCGGUGGUUGGGGAGGUGGGAUAAACAGAGCAGAGUUUCUGUCUGCACAGCUGCGAAGGAAUGGUGUUCUCGUCGAGUUACGGCCUCUUCCGGUGGGCGACGCCAUCUGGGUGGCUCGGCAGUGUUCCGGUGCCGCUGAAGCGGCUGUGACAAGCCCCAGAGACACUAGGGACAGAAGCGCAUCUCUGGAACGUUCGAUCGCAAAUGCACCCAAAUUAGUUUGUAGGGUCGGGGCCGCUGUUUCGGCAGAGACGACGUCGCCGAUGAAGAAAGGCGCAUUCGCCUUACCGGCGGAGUUUGUGUUGCCUCUCAUUGUAGAGCGCAAGACCCUCCGGGACCUGAGCUCGUCGAUCCGAGACGGCCGCUACGAGGACCAGAAGUACCGUCUGAUGCGCUGCGCCGGUGUCACACGAGUUCUAUACCUCGUCGAGGGCUUGCUUGAGGCUUCGCAGUGUCCCGCGAUUCCGCUCUCGACGGUUACUUUCGCGGGCCAGAGACGUAACCCUGGAGGGUCGGGUCCAAGUGUCCAACGCUUUCCCGGAUCUCAACGCCCAGGCGUUCCUGGCGGAUCGACUAGUCUCGCCAAUGCCUCAGGCGGCCGAGCGUUUCUUGGCGGGCCUCUGUCGACGUCUGCUGCUACCAUGGCGGCUGAGAUUGCCGCUGUACGUACAGCGCAGGUCAAGACGCAGCUCGUCAAUGGCUUCUCGCUUCUAAACACCACUUGCCCAGCCCAUACGGUGGCCAUGUUGACUCGCAUCCACAGACGGCUGGUGAGACAGUUUUCUGCCGACGCCGUCGUUCCCCAAAACACUCACAAGUUCUGUUCGGAAACAAGUGCACGAGGGGCUGAAGCGGCCGAAGUUUGGCGGAGGUCUGAUGCCGAUGUUCAUCAAACAGUACUCGACAUUGAGACGUCACGCUUAGAGGCAUCUGGAACCGAGGUGUCCGGGGCGUCAUCGAGGAAGGUGAUGGAAAGAGUGAUUCACCUGUUUCUCCUUCGCAAGAAACAGGACGAAACAGGUCUCUCAGGUGACACCCUUGGGGUGUGUCCGAUGGACGCCGCCGGGAACGCCCAAGUCGUAGAACUUCUCUCUUGGUCAGAAUGGCUCGAGAAGAACCGGCAGAGCGCAAAGUGCACCGUGCAGGAGGUUUUCUGUAGACAACUGAGUGUGUUGCCAUUUCUUGGAAAACGCGGCGCAGCUCACAUUGCGAAAGCGUGUGGCCACCCAGCGGCUUUUGCUCGGUUGCUCAAAACCCACCCCGACGACAGACACCUUCGAACAGCUUUAGCUUUGGCAGCGCUUGCAGCGGACCAAGCGAAAAGCGGACAGGGAAAACCCGAUGCGGAGAAACGGAACGAGAAUGGUGAUACGUUGCUGCUAACACGGCAGAACCGCCAGACUCGAAGAGUGGGUGAGGAAAUGGUGGAGGACAAAAACUCGGAAAGCGAACCUCGAGAGCCAGGCGAGAGAAGCACCGAUAGAAAGAAGCGGAAACGCCGCGAUGGCCUGCAGCUCGACUGCCGAGAACAAGGGCGUAUCUCAGCCAUUAACACCGGAUCUGCUCGGCCACAAGCUAUCAGCAGCAAGGCGUUGGCGCUUUGCAGGCUGCUUUACCAGGACGAAGUUCCUGCGUCUGUCCUGGACGCAAUGCAGCCUUUGGCUGUUGCUGCCUCGACAGUUCUCGAGAACAAGUGUGCAAUGGCAGCAGCGUUAACGCCCUGCAGGGAGCAGGUGGAGAGGGAAGGAAAUAUUCUCUGAUACGUGGAGGCAGAGACGCAGGUUCUUCCCGUCACCAUUUUGCUCCAUUAUGGUUCUGGGUUUAGCAAUAUCUGCUGAUCCAGACCA
Molecule: messenger RNA, 4335 nt
Organism: Toxoplasma gondii ME49
Lineage: Eukaryota; Apicomplexa; Conoidasida; Eucoccidiorida; Sarcocystidae
Exons: 5
Coding region: 1-4248 (1415 amino acids)
Biological process (GO): resolution of meiotic recombination intermediates; mitotic intra-S DNA damage checkpoint signaling; double-strand break repair via break-induced replication
Cellular component (GO): Holliday junction resolvase complex; nucleus
Molecular function (GO): 3'-flap endonuclease activity; crossover junction DNA endonuclease activity; DNA binding
Source: RefSeq, a predicted model, not a curated record